Diospyros lotus (date-plum) is the source of this 2953-nucleotide messenger RNA. Its product is annotated as SWI/SNF complex subunit SWI3C. The transcript is spliced from 9 exons. Bases 191 to 2581 code for a protein of 796 amino acids. Lineage: Eukaryota; Viridiplantae; Streptophyta; Magnoliopsida; Ericales; Ebenaceae. Gene Ontology annotation, molecular function: zinc ion binding; protein binding. The record is from RefSeq and is a predicted model, not a curated record.
CAACAACAUUUCUCUCCCACGGCGAAGCAUCCAUCCAAAAAGGGCUGCGAAGGCAGAGCCAAAGCUUCUUCGCAAACCUCCUCGCCUUCUUACACACACACACGGACGAUAGUUGAAACUUGAAAUCUCUCAUUUUCUGUCCCAGACCUCUCAAAUCUCUCUUUUUCUGUCUCUGAAUUCCUCAACAACAAUGCCUGCUUCGUCCUCAGCGGAGGCAAGGACAAGGUGGAGGAAGAAGCGGAAGAGGGAGGCCCCAAUUGGGCGACGCCCCAAGCCCCAAGACGACGACGUCGAUGACGAUGAGGAGGAGGAGGAGGACCUCGAUCAACAGCAGCAGCAGCAGCAGCACGAAUUGGAUGACGAUCAACAGCCGCAGCAAAACCCUCACCCCGGUUCCGAUCCGGGUCCGACUGCGCGGGAGAGCGAAGUCUUAUCGGACGGCGGGGUUCGAAUCUCCGACUUCCCGCCGGUGGUCAAGCACACCGUGAAUCGUCCUCACUCGUCGGUGCUCGCGAUUGUCGCGCUGGAGAGGUCGAUUCGGUGCGGGGAGGGCAAGGCUGUGCAGAACGGCGUCGUUCUGGAGAACGUGUCGCACGGGCAGCUCCAGGCGCGGUCUGCCGUGCCGGCCGAUAGUCCGGUGCUGUUGGCGGCGGCUGGGGAUUCCGAGAGAGCGGAGGGGUCUUCUUCGGCGUAUGUGAUUACGCCGCCUCCCAUUAUGGAAGGUCGUGGAGUUGUGAAGCGUUUUGGGAGUAACGCAGUUCAUGUUGUGCCAAUGCACUCAGAUUGGUUUUCACCUAAUACAGUCCACAGAUUGGAGAGACAAGUAGUCCCACAUUUCUUCUCUGGGAAGUCAGUUGACCAUACACCUGAAAAGUAUAUGGAAUGUCGGAAUCGCUUAGUUGCCAAGUACAUGGAAAACCCAGAUACAAGACUCUCUGCUGCUGAUUGCCAAGGAUUGGUAGCUGGUAUUGAUAAUGAUGAUUUAACUCGAAUUGUUAGGUUUCUUGAUCAUUGGGGAAUUAUUAACUACUGUGCUGCUGCCCCCAAUUGUGCACAUCAGAGUGAUGGUUUGAAUUUAAGAGAGGAUUCCUCUGGUGAGGUUCAUGUGCCAUCAACUGCUUUGAAGUCCAUUGAUAGUUUAAUUCACUUUGACAAGCCUAGAUGUAGGCUGAAAGCAGCAGAUGUAUACCCAUCAUUGUCAUGUCAUGAAAGCAAAGAGUCUGAUUUAGACAGAAGAAUCAGAGAGCGACUAUCUGAAAAUCGAUGCAACUAUUGUUCCUCUCCUCUACCCUUUGUCUACUAUCAGUCGCAGAAGGAGGUUGAUUCAGUGCUAUGCUUGGACUGUUUCCAUGAUGGAAAAUUUGUUACAGGCCAUUCAAGCUUAGACUUUGUAAGGUUUGAUACUACUAAAGAUUAUGGUGAUCUGGAUGGGGAAAGUUGGACUGAUCAGGAAACACUACUGCUGCUUGAAGCUAUGGAGAUGUACAAGGAGAACUGGAAUGAAAUAGCCGAGCAUGUUGGUACUAAGUCAAAAGCACAGUGCAUCCUUCAUUUUAUCCGUCUUCCAAUGGAGGACCGCCCUUUGGAAAAUAUUGAGAUUCCAAACGUGCCCCUCUCCUCAAAUUUGUUAAAUAGAGAUGAUUCUGGAAGAUCACAAUUAAAUUCAAAUGGAGAUUCAGCAGGAUAUUGGCCCCAAGACCCAGAUUCAGAGAGUAGGCUUCCUUUUUCAAAUUCUGCUAACCCAGUUAUGGCCUUGGUUGCCUUUCUGGCAUCUGCUGUGGGACCAAGAGUUGCUGCGGCUUGUGCCCAUGCAUCCUUGGAAGUACUGUCUGAGGAUUCUCAGAAGGCAUCUGGGCAUGGUAAUAGGAUGAAUUUGGAGAGUUGGCAUGACAAUGAAGGCAGUUCUCACGCCGGAAAUCCAAACACAAAUCAGAGAAAAGAAGAUAACUCCAGAGUACAAAGUCAAUUUAAUCAGAAUGGUGAGGUCACUCCAUUAUCUGCUGAAAAGGUGAGAUGUGCGGCCAAAGCUGGUCUUUCUGCUGCAUCAACAAAAGCAAAACUGUUUGCAGAUCAUGAAGAGCGUGAAAUUCAAAGGCUGUCUGCAAAUAUUGUAAACCAUCAGUUGAAGAGAUUAGAGCUUAAGCUGAAGCAAUUUGCAGAGGUGGAAACACUGUUAAUGAAGGAAUGUGAACAUGUAGAGAGGGCAAGGCAGAGGAUUGCUGCUGACCGGACCCGCAUAAUGUCAACUCAGUUUGGCACUGGAGGAGUGACUUCACCCAUGAACAUGCAGGGCGGUAAUCCAACGGCGGUUAAUAACACUGGCAAUAACCGGCAACCAGUCAUAACGGGCUCAUCCUCACAGCCAUUCAUUUCUGGGUAUGGCAACAAUCAGCCAGUCCAUCCCCAAUUCAUGGCACGUCAACCUAUGUAUGGACUUGGACCACGGCUGCCACUUUCAGCGUUACACCCAUCCUCAUCUCCUUCUCCUAAUGCUAUGUUCAGUGCAGCAGCAAAUGCCCAGUCCACUCUCAAUCAUCCAAUGCUGAGGCCUGUAUCAGGCAGUGGCCCCGGUCCGGGUUAACAAGUAGUGAGAUCAAUUCAGUAACGCAGUUUGUGAUCUUAUUGGGCUCUCUCCUCUCUCCCUUUCCAUAUUGGAAUAAGGGAAGGAAACAUGGUGAUUCAAAGCCAUAGACUUCGUUCUUCUAGUCUCUGGAAUGAGUCACUGGGGGCUGGUUCACAACUAUCGGCUGGUGUCUGAGAAGAACCAUUCUUAUGAAGGCUCAGUUACUCGGUUGGUUCGUGCAGCUCAUUGGUAACUUUGGUUUGUAUGCCUAUUGUUAUUCAACAUUCAAUUGUAGGGAGAAGGAAACUGAUUUGGACACUUAAACCGUUGCUAGCUGUUGUACAGAUAAUAUAAGCAACUAGAGCAAUACUUUAGAGCUCCAUUUUAUGA